This is a messenger RNA of Ananas comosus (pineapple), 2681 nucleotides long. RefSeq lists its product as uncharacterized. The transcript has 23 exons. Gene Ontology annotation, cellular component: nucleus. Gene Ontology annotation, biological process: protein K48-linked deubiquitination. The record is from RefSeq and is a predicted model, not a curated record. Gene Ontology annotation, molecular function: cysteine-type deubiquitinase activity; ubiquitin binding. The coding region runs from base 70 to 2301 and encodes 743 amino acids. NCBI's taxonomy places the organism in Eukaryota, Viridiplantae, Streptophyta, Magnoliopsida, Poales, Bromeliaceae.
UCUCAAACCCCUACGAACUCUUCUUUCCCACGCAAAACCCCCUCUCUCUCCUCGGUAGCGUCUCUCGAGAUGGCUCCUGCGAAGGAGCGCAACGAAGGGGACUACGACGAAGAGGAGCUCCAGUGUUACGGCGGCGGCGGCGGCGACGACGACGACGACGACGAAGAUUUGGGGGGCGUGGAGCUCGACGAUCAUUUCCUUUAUCUCAUGUCCACGGUGCAAAAGGGAGGAAAAGAUCAUAGUGCUCUCCUAGAAGGCAACAGUAUUGGACAGAAGGAACCUCUAUUGACAUUAGCUACUGAGUAUUCUUCAGACAACACUAUCAUACAGCAAAAAAUCAAGAUUCUUCAUGAAAGAUAUGAAGCCUUCAGACGAGCACGCCGAGAUGGCAAUUGUUUCUUUCGAAGUUUUAUUUUUUCCUACAUUGAGGAGCUUAUCGAAAAGCAAGAUUGUGAUGAGGUUGAUCGCAUUGUCUCAUUGAUUGAUCGGUGGAAUCUGGAUAAUCUAAGUAGUCAACAGAAUGUUAUUACCUGGCAAGCCACUUCUGAUUUCUCGAGUGUACUCACAUCUUUCAUCAAACAAAUUCCUGAAGGGAAAGCGAUUAAUCAGCCUUACACUAUUGAUGAUCUUUUUGCUUGGAGUCAGGAUGAUUCUGAAAUGAACGAAAUGUUGAUGUUUCUCAGAGUAGUCACUUCUACUGAGAUUAUGAAGAAGGCAGAGUAUUACAAACCAUUUAUUGACAAGACAGAACACACAACACUUUUUGAGUACUGUGCUUCGCAAGUCACCCCACUAGGCAUGGAAGCCGAGAAUAUUCAUGUAGUUGCUCUCUCAAAUGUGCUUGGCGUUGCAGUACACAUAGUGAAUCUAGAUACAUCCACCUUGCCUUCUGGAACUCCAGAAUUGAAUCAAUUGGACUUUAUCCCUCCGACAUAUGAUAUCAUUAAUAGUAGUACUUCAGCUGCUCCUCAGAGUGGCUCAACUGAGGAGAGUCGAGCCAGCACAAGCAAAAGCUUUUCUUCAGAUCAGUUUGAAAUUCCUUCUGUGACCUUACUCUACAGGCCUGGCCAUUAUGACAUUCUCUAUCCUAGGACAAAGAACAAAAUUGUAGCAAUUCGGCCUAAGCGCAAAACUCCCGAGCAAUCAGGUAGCCUGAUUGCCUUUGAAGAAGACUCCAGGAAGAAGGCUAGCGAGAUGCCAGUUGUCGAAAAAAAGUUUUUUCGACUCCUUUGGCGUAUGUUUGGCAACGAACAGGAGAUAGAAGAAAAAGAACAACUAAUCGCUUUCCUAGAAGACUACAAUAUCGGAGAGAAGGAUUCUUUGUUAGCAUUAGCUGGUGAGUACCCAUCUGACAACUAUAUCAUACAAGAAAAAAUCAAGCUACUUGAUGAAAAAUAUGGUUCCUUCAGACGAGCAUGCCGAGAUGCCAACAGUUUCUAUCGAAGUUUCAUUUUCUCCUACAUGGAGCAGCUUAUUGAAACACAAAAUAUUGGUGAGGUUGCUCGCUUUCUCUCAUAUUUACAACAAUGGAAACUGGAUUGUCAGAGUCUUGAAGGGAGUAAAGAAACUAUUUCUUAUUUAUCCAAUAAUCUAAUUUCUUUACUCAAAGAAUUUCUUGGUGGGACAAUAUCCAAUCACAUUUUCACUGUCAGAAAGCUUUUUGAUAUGGCUCAGAAUAAACCCAAAACAGACAAAGAUUUAAUGUUCCUCAGAUUAGUUGUUUGUGUUGAGAUUCUCAAGCAAAAAGAUUAUUGCAAAUCAUUUUUCAGCCAGAUGGAGCACGAAACACUUUUUGAGUUUUGCAUGAAGGAAGUCAUGUCAAAGGGAAAGGAAGCUGGACAUAUCCAUGCCACUAUUUUGUCGAAUGUAUUUGACGUCCCGAUAUGUGUGGAGACUCUCGACAUGUCCUCCUCGUCUUCUGGAACUGUGGGAUUGAAUCACUUUGUUUUCAUACCUCAAAGAAAUGGUCAUAAAGAUAGUGGAGUAGGCACAAGCAAAAGUUCUUUUCUAGAUGAACAUAAAGUGCCCUUGGUGACCUUACUUUACAGGCCUGACCAUUAUGACAUUCUCUAUCCUAGAAAUACGUCAAGAAGCAAUGUAUUAUUUUGGCCUCUCAAGCAAUCAGGCAUUUUGAUCACCUCUGCUGAAGAUUACCACAGGAAGAAUUCCAUGGAGAUGUCUACUGAUAGGGACAAGCAAUUGGGCAGCUUGACCGUCUCUGCUAAAGACUACAUCAAGAAGAGCUCCGGGAGUGAUGUCUUCUACUGGGGACAAGGAACAGAUUGUCGAAAGGCAAGAUGAAGAUGAGGUUUGUCGGCUGUUUGCACUUCUCGAACAAUGGAAAUUGGAUUGUGUUAGUCUUGGAGAGGAUGGAGGAACCGUUUCUGAUCUCUCUCGCGUGUUUGCUUCUUUGCUGAGAAAAAUUUGUGGAGGGAGAUCAGCAAAUGAGAUGUAUACACAUUCAGAUCCCUGUUGUUUAGGAGCUGUUCAAUUGUUUUCUUUUCUAUUAUUAUAUAUUCAACUGUUCCAUCUGUAGUUUAACUAUUCGAGAGCUGUUGGAGAGAAGUCAGAAAGUGAUAGAAACAAAUGCGAUUUUGACUUUCCUCAGAUUGGUCACUUCUAUUGAGAUUCGCAAGAAUGAGGAGUUCUACUGGCCAUUUUUGGGCGAGAUGGAGCACAAA